AUGUCGCCACGUUUCAUCGUGGGAUUUUUGAGCGUCCUGGGCUUGGCCCAGGCUUUUUUGGGCUUUGGUGGGAGUUCGGUGAGUGAGGAGGACAAGAAAUGGCAGCAUUAUCAUGGACAGGAGGAGUUGGAGACGAAAUUGGCCGAGAUCAAUCAGAAAUGUAAAGAGGUGAGUUAGCCUAAUUAGGCUCAAUGAUUUUCCAUAGUCAUCUAGAAGUUUAAGUGGUUAAAUCUAGGCUUAGAAGUUUUGAGAUGACGUGGCACACUUACGCUAAUUUCCUGUGGGAAAAUUUGAAAAAUGAGAAAUGGGGAAUUUUUUUAAAUAAUUUAUGCGCGAAAAGGGGUCACGUGAUAAAAUAAGCUUAUUAAAAAUCGAUUUUUUUUUUCGAAAAUCUCAUCGGUACCACGCGCUCCACCGAAAUAAACACGCAACGCAGACCGCGCCGCGCCACAACACACACAAAAAAGGGAGGGAAUUUGAAUCGUUCCCUUGUGUUGUGGCGCGACGCGGUCUGCGUUGCGUGUUUAUUUCGGUGGAGCGCGUGGUACCGAUGAGAUUUUCGAAUAUAGAGCUCUAACCUUUCCUAAAACAAUUUUAAGAGUUUGAUACAAAAAAAUCUUGAACUUUAGAAUGACGUGAUUCAAUGUGCGGAUAAUCCUAGCUUCUGAUAAUCCCCCUUCCGAAAUUCUUCAGAAAAAAAAUCUCUAAAUGUUUUUUCCUCCAGAUCUCAACCCUCUACGAAAUCGGACAAUCAGUUGAAGGUCGACCACUUGUCGUUUUGCACUUCUCAACAACUCCAGGAGCACAUGUGCCAAGUAAGCUUAUACUCCAAUACCCGAUUUAAAAAUCCCCCAUGUUUCCAGCCAAACCCGAGAUCAAAUUGAUCGGAAACAUGCACGGAAACGAGCCAAUCGGUCGCGAAUUACUGCUCCGUUUCGCCGAUAAUUUGUGCCAGGGAGCAUUGAAUAAUGACAAGGAAAUUGUGCAAUUGUUGAACUCGACAUCGAUUCACAUUUUGCCGUCGAUGAAUCCAGAUGGUUUCGAAUUGGCGCUAAGCACUGUGAGUUCCGGAAAUAUUUGAAAAGGGGCCCUUUUUCCAGCAGACCGGAAAUCCGGCAAUAGAAAAACACCCUUGAAAUUUGAUAGGUCUCGGCUUAAAUUGACGUCACUGUUAUUUUUUAUAGUGCGUGCGUUCGUGCUCAGAAAUUGUAGUGAUAAGUGAAAAACAAAAUGUGAUUGGGGGGAAUAUGGUAUCUAGAUCUAGAGGCAACAGAAAAAAAAAGUUGUACGCCGGGUAUGGGUCGAACCCGGGUACUGCAAAAGCAUCGCGCUCGCUAGGCACGCGUGCUAACCACUCGGCCACCGCGCUCUUUUUCUCGCCUGUCGAAAUUGUUAUAUUUAAAGGCGGUUAGAUUCCGGGACCACCCACGAAGCCUAAGCAAAUAUAAUAGUUUAAACCUUCUUGUACGCAAUAGUGCGUCGCAGUGUUUGCACACACUUGGAGGCAAUUUGAAGAUUUUGAAUAUUUUCUGAGAUUUCCGAAUUUAUCCUGGCUUCUUUCAUACUGCCUCACGGUGGGAUUUUCUUUACGCCGCUUGAACAAAAAGACCCUCGUGAAAUUUCUGCGGGCUAAGUGCGCUCUGAUGAGAAACAAAUUUCGCUGCGCAGCGACACAUUGCGUGGUGAGCGCGGUCGGUAUCGCAAACGGGUCUUUGCGUAAAGGAAAGCGCACCGUUACCUUUAACCAAGUCCCAAAACAAUAACUCCAAUAUUUCAGGAACCAGCCAAACGUCAAUGGCUCACCGGAAGAUCAAAUGCCAACGGCGUCGACCUCAACCGUGAUUUCCCAGACCUCGACGGCGUCUUCUACGAGCUCGAGCAAAUGAAAGUCCCAAAAUACGACCAUCUCCUCUCGCUCUUCGACGAUUCCCAAUCCAAACAUCAACCCGAAACCCUUGCCGUCGGUCAAUGGACCCUCUCCCUUCCCUUCGUUCUAUCCGCAAACUUCCAUGAGGGUGACUUAGUCGCGAAUUACCCAUUCGAUUCAUCGAAGAACCCGGAAAGCGGAAAAACUGAGUAUUCCGCGUCUCCGGAUGACGGAACAUUCAGAUGGUUGGCCUCAAGUUACGCUGAAAACCACGCGCAUAUGGCGAAAAAUGACCAUGCUCCAUGCGAUGGUUCUAGCCAGGAUGCUUUCGCUAGACAGGGUGGAAUCACAAAUGGUGCGAAGUGGUAUUCGGUGGCUGGUGGAAUGCAAGACUUCAACUACCUAGGAACAAACUCCAUGGAAAUCACGUUGGAAAUCAGUUGCGAGAAAAUGCCAGCUGCUUCACAACUUCCACAAUUCUGGGCGGAUAACCAAAAAUCAAUCUUUGAAUAUGUCUGGAAAUCACACAGUGGAAUCAAGGGUAUUGUUGUUGACGCGAUCACCGGGGAACCCAUUGAACGAGCUGUUGUAUGGAUCAGAAAUGGUACUCAAGAAAAUCCAAUCAAACAUCCGGUCACAACUUGGACUGAGGGAGAUUAUUAUCGUAUUCUACCAGCUGGACAAUAUGAAAUAUUCGUUGCUGCGGAGGGUUAUGAAACCGCCGCCAGAAACAUCACAGUUGAGAACAAGGUUCGUGACUCGGCGCUCGUUGUUGAUUUUGCAUUGGCUCCACAAAUUGACAAUGAAGAUGUUGCCGAAAUUUUGGAAGAACUUGCCAUCAAACCAGCUGAACAAUAA
Molecule: messenger RNA, 2725 nt
Organism: Caenorhabditis angaria
Lineage: Eukaryota; Metazoa; Nematoda; Chromadorea; Rhabditida; Rhabditidae
Source: the annotation of a GenBank genome assembly